UCAGAUAUCACCCCCCCAAGUUUGUAUACUGUGUAGGGAGGAUCUAGGUUUACGCAGCCCUUUCUGAAAGUUGGCCUGUUUGAGCAAUGGCUCUGUUUUGUAGGAAGGCUUCUCUCACUGACUCCCCUCCCCAGGUCGAGGUGACUGUUAAGCGGUGUGCGUCCUGCCCAGAAUCCUGCAAGCCACUUUUUCUGCGCAAAAGCAGUAUACGACAACACUUGCUGCCAAGGCUCUUUCGGGCAAAGAAAUACAGCAAUCGCUUCGCAAGCGGGAAGUGGAACUCUGUUGAUGAUGUUACCCUGCAUUCCCUGAACUCGGAUUGUUCUAAGUUACUAGGCCAAACUGGAGAAGCCGAAGACCCCAAAGUGUUCUCCAAUCCUCUGUACCAGCAUCCACAUAGCAAUGACCUCCCACACAAUGCCUCCGUAGGAUUGCCUACUCCAGAUGCAAACUCUGAAGCCUCCCCAAUAGAACUUUUAACAAACAAGAAGCGAGCGAGAGAUGGGGGGCCAGCACCUAGAAUCGCUAAACAGGGAAGGAAGAAAGAGCAUUCAGAACACAGCAUGCUUGGGAGAUUGCUGAAGGAUUCCAGUAGUUGGAAGAGAACAGAGUCAAAGUUUGUGCAGACACAGCCGCUCUACCAGGAUUAUUGGAUGCAAUGUAUAAAGGAUGGCACACUUUCGGUGGAACCUUCAAUCACUUUUACUGGCAUUUUAUCUUCCUCUUUUGUUGGGGGGUCUCCCGGCACCAUUGGCCCCCAUGACUACACAACUUCUUUAUGGCAAGAGCUCCCUGAGGUGAAGGAACAUGGAAUCGCAGAUGGAAUCAAUGUUCAUCAGCUCCAGCUUCAAGAGGCUAUUUUUGAGGUAGUGACGUCUGAAGCCUCAUAUCAGCGCAGUCUCACGGUUGCCAUCUGCCAUUUUCAAAAUUCAUGCAAGCUUUCUGAGUGUCUGGUGAGCACAGAAAAACACACACUAUUCUCUAACCUUCCUGGAGUCAGAGUUGUCAGUGAGAGGUUCCUGUUGGAUCUAGAGGAUGGCCUGGAGAAAGAUGUAUUUCUACAUGAGAUUGGAAACCUGGUUUUACAGCACUGUCCAGACUUUCACCGGGUCUAUGUGCCGUAUGUCACCAACCAGAUGUACCAGGAUAGGCUGAUUAAACGGCUUGUCCAAGAGAACAGGAAGUUUCUUCAAGUUCUUCAGAAGCUUGAAGAGCAAUCUGUAUGCAAGAGGCAGCCCUUGAAAUCCUUCCUUGUUCUUCCCUUCCAGAGAAUAACCCGUCUGAGGAUCCUGCUUGAGAAUAUCCUAAAGUUGGCACAUGACAGCCCUGAAUUGGCCAGUUCAGUUGGGAAAGCUUUAGCUGCUGUUGGCCAGAUUGUGUCUGGAUGCAAUGAGGGUGUGAGGAGUAUGAUUCAGACAGAGGAGCUGGUGUUGCUGGAGAAGAGGGUGGAUUUUGUAAAUCUCAAAUCUUUUCCCUUGAUCUCUCGUGGCAGAGUCCUUCUCCAGCACGGCGAGCUCGCCCAAAUACUGUUCAAGGAGGUAGGAGUUGUCAGUCGUCCUUGUCUGUCCACCAAGCCAAUCUACCUCCACCUGUUCAGUGACUUGCUGCUGCUCUCCAACAAAACGGAACACGGGCGCUUUAUGGUAACGGAUUAUGCCAGCAAAGGACAAGUGCAAGCAGACAAUCUGAAAGCCAAGGCCUUGGGGCUUCCAGAUUUGGCCUUCCUGCUGCGGCUAAGCUGUAACCAUGCUGGCAUCAGCCGUGAAGUCAUCCUCAAAGCCAGCAACAAAAAAGAGAUGCAGCACUGGAUUUCUGUCAUAACUAGUCACAUGCUGAGUGAGUCAGACUGCUAAAUUUUAUGACCUGCAACAUUUACUACAAAUCUGCAUAUUGAGGCAGGAGAACAGAUCAUUCUAGUGGGAGAUCUGCGCAUAAUCCAGGAGCCUGAAUUAGUAGAAUGUGAUUA
This is a messenger RNA of Pelobates fuscus (common spadefoot toad), 1966 nucleotides long. Its product is annotated as rho guanine nucleotide exchange factor 19-like. Gene Ontology annotation, cellular component: cytoplasm; nucleus. Bases 87 to 1853 code for a protein of 588 amino acids. Gene Ontology annotation, biological process: activation of GTPase activity. The record is from RefSeq and is a predicted model, not a curated record. NCBI's taxonomy places the organism in Eukaryota, Metazoa, Chordata, Amphibia, Anura, Pelobatidae. Gene Ontology annotation, molecular function: guanyl-nucleotide exchange factor activity. The transcript is spliced from 14 exons.